UUCUUUACAUUUUUUGUCUCGAAGACUGGCUUUGAACAGAUCGACAGUAAAAUUAGCUCAAUUUUCGAUGUUUGCACGAAUCUUGGGAGUUCAAGAAUGAAAUCGUGAACGCCCAUUCAUUAACUCUUAUUCAGACGACCCAUGAGAUUUUUACUUGUUCGUUUGCCUUCGACGCCAAAGAUAGCCUACCGGUUGGAGCAAUGAGGGUUGCAAUCUGUUUUUGGGCACAGCCCUUCAACUCGAGCGGACAGAAGUAAAUCAAAAUCAAACGUUCAGUGGAAAGUGCAUCAGUGUGUGGUUCGUUUCUCUGGACAAUGGCAGCGACGCCCGUCACUUUCAUGUCGGCCGAUCCUCGGCCUACCGGAUCCUCGCUCAGCCAGCAGCAACAGCAACAAACACACGGCAGUAUAGUGGCCGCCGUCGUCGAAGUCGUUAGCAGCAAUUCCAACGCCGAAGUGGCCGCUCAAGUGGAAGCUUGCGAUCUUACCUUGUCGUCAGCCAACAACAACGCGGAUCAUUUGGGUGCGGAACACGCAAAUUCGGACGCGGCCGCGGCUGCCGUUGCGGCCUUAGAAGCGGAAGAAGCGGCCGAGGCUAAAGACGCUAGCGAGGAAGAGAACGAUCACAACAACACGGACCACACGUCGCCAAUUACUGUGACGGUGACGUCUGGCAGCACCCAGUACAUCGCCAUGGCCGCCGACGGUGCGGUAUCCGACCGAUCCGUCUACACUUCUCUGACCCCUGUUCACGCACCUACGUCCAUCGUAGUGAGCGGCAACGACACGCUGGGCGGCGACUCUUCAGUGCACUCUACGUACGUCCAAUACGUUGACGGUUCUCCAGACUCGGCUCUAUACGCGGCGACUAACGGGCAAAUGACUUACCCGGCCUAUACAGUCGUGGAAUCUGGAGCCAUGUACUCGCCGGGCAAUGGUCAAUAUUACACGAGCGGCGGAGGUGGCAACAACAGCAUCACCUACUCACAGGUGGCUCCGGGACAAUUGACUCAGACGAGUGGUGGGACGUUUUUGAUCCAGCAAGGGGUCGAUGCCGAUGGGCACACGCUCAUUACCACGACGAGAGCCUCUCCUCAAACGGAAGGAAAUGGUUCUUCUUCGGCUUACCUGGUAACGGGCUCGCAAUCUGGUCAUAGCCCGUCGUCCGCCGCCGUGGCCGUCGGAGGCGGGGCCGAUUCCGAUUCGCACUACAGUCUGGCCCAUGCCACCCGGGUAUCACCGGCCACUGUUCAAUGGCUCAUUGAUAAUUACGAGACGGCCGAAGGUGUCAGUCUGCCCCGUUCGACCCUCUACGCUCACUAUUUGAGGCAUUGCAAUGAACACAAACUGGAGCCCGUCAAUGCCGCCUCUUUUGGCAAGCUGAUUCGGUCCGUCUUCUUGGGACUGAGGACCAGACGAUUGGGCACGAGAGGCAAUUCCAAGUACCACUACUACGGGAUUCGCGUGAAACCGACUUCCUCGUUGAAUCAAAUGUCGGUCGAGGACAGUCCGCCCGGCGUCCAGCGACACCACCAAAAUGGCAAGCGCGGAGCCAAAGGAGGGGCUCACAGCAGCAGCGGAAGUCUGGACGCCACUUCGCCCACCCACCAGCAGUACUUGGCGCAUCGCAAUUUAGGGGAUGCAGCCGCAGCGUUGCCGCACUGGCCCGACUUGGAAGCCGACAGUAACCAAUUGCCGCCCGGCAUCGAUAUUGACGAUCUGCAGGCUUUUGUGACCCUUUAUCGAGAUCAUUGCGAGGCGAUGCUGGACGCCGUCAUUAGUCUGCAGUUCAGCACGGUGGAGACGAUUUGGCGCCACUUUUGGCGCAGCGCCAACAACAACGAGGCCGUCGAUGUCGGCAUGGAAGAGGAUCCCGAGAAAAUGUUGCCAAAGGCUAAACUUUACGUCCUAUCGCGUUGCGAGCCUGUUUUGAUAUUCGUCAAAAAGGCCGACUACCAGUUCUACCAGAACCUGGUAGAGGUGCUGAUCCCCGACGUGCUGAGACCCAUACCGGGCACUCUGACGCAAGCCAUACGCAAUUUCGCCAAAGGAUUAGAGAACUGGCUUUUGACGGCCAUGAACGGCUGUCCCGAGGACAUCAUCAUCGUUAAAGUGGCCGCCGUUAAUGCGUUCUCGCAGACGUUGAGACGCUACACUUCCCUGAAUCAUUUGGCUCAAGCCGCUCGUGCCGUUUUGCACAAUUCGGCUCAAAUCAGUCAGAUGCUCUCUGAUCUCAACCGCGUUGAUUUCCACAACGUCCAGGAGCAGGCGGCCUGGGUCUGCCGUUGCGACCCGGAUCUCGUCGCUUGGCUGGAAAACGAUUUCAAGGCGACGCUGCAGAACCAGGCGACGCUGGAACAAUGGGCCCAGUGGCUUGAAAGCGUCGUCGAUCGCGUCAUGAAACCCUACGAAGGCGGAUCGACACAAGAGUUUGCCCGCGUCGCCCGUCAGUUCCUGCUCAAAUGGUCGUUUUACAGUUCGAUGGUGAUUCGUGAUUUGACUCUAAGGAGCGCCGCGUCGUUCGGUUCCUUCCAUUUGAUUCGAUUGCUGUACGACGAGUACAUGUUCUACCUGGUGGAGCACCGCGUGGCCAUGGCCACUGGGGAGACGUCGAUCGCCGUCAUGGGCGAGUUCCUCAAUUUGACGCAACGCUCGAAAGAAGAGGACGACACGGGAUCCGGUUCGGUGCCGCCGUCGCCCAGCGGAUCCUCGGGAUCGCUUCACGUCGGCGUCACGGCCUCCCUGUCGCCGCAGAAAUCGGCUGGCAACAACAACACGAGCAGCAGUCAUCAUUUGCAUUCGAUGGCCGAUGGCAGCUCCAACAACUCUAAACGGCCCAAACUCAGUUGAUUUUUUUUCUCUCCAACAUUUCAGUCGAUGUGCUGUCAAACGUUCCGGCCGUCAUCUGUUCCUCUUUCUUUUUUUCCUUUCUUUUUUUAUUUUUAUUGAUAAAAUAGCUGAUGAUGCUGCUCUACCACCAUCGGGAGGGAGGGAAGACUUCUCAGUCGAAAUUUGCAUAUUUUUUGGCCCGCACAACACGUUGACUGACACCACAACAACAAGACCCUCUGAGCCAUUCUUUUUUUUCUUGUUUUAAUUAGAUGUAACCCAAUGACAGACUAAAACCCAAUUUUCUGGGACAAAAAAAAAAAAAAAAAAAAGAAAAAAAAAAAAGCUAAUCGUAUAAUAUUACAUGUCACAAUUAAGUCUGAUUGUUUUGUGUGAGUGUCUCUUUUGUUCGAGUUCUUCUUCCAAUGUCUUGUGAGGGAGAAAGAAAAAAAAAGAUUGGAAGUGAAAAAAGACAUGAGGACUUGGGAGAGAUCUAGUCGUGUAUGCUUAACUAUAUUUCAUGCCUUUGUUUUUCUCUCAAACCUCCUCCCCGAUUAAUUGUGACCCAUUGUGUGUUUGCUGUGAAAGCUCUUUGUGUCUCUUUCAAAUGCCAGAGAAUCGAAACAAAAAAAAGUUGCAACAAGGAACUUGCAUGGAUGUGAGCAUCGCACUUCAAGAGGAUCUAUGUGCGUCCGAGAGCUGAAAGAGAUGGCGGGGGGGGGGGGUUCUUACUGCUGUUUGCGUGUCGAUUAUUGUUGUCGGCGCCGUUGCUGGUUGCCGAUGGGAACAAAAAAAAAAUGGAGGAAAACCAUCGCGUGAUGUAACGCGUCCAGUCAUUUCAUUCUUUUUUUUUUAUCUGUUCGACUGGGAAUCAUCUUUAUUCUGUGGACGUUAUCAUCUCUGUAUGUGUGUGUGAUUGUGUGCUACCCUCGUUCACCCUCAGAUCUCGCUCUUUUCUCUGUUGCUGUGGAAAACGAAAGAAGUUGGAAAAAAAAAACGUAGAAAGAAAGACGCAACAAAAAAAAGGAAGGUUAAAAAGAAAAAGAUAAAAAAAAAAAAAAAAAGAAACGACAAAAUAUAUUUGAAACGAAAGAGAAAAAAACCUUUAUUUUUAUCGGUUGGAUCGUUGAAAUAGGUGAGGUGUACCUUUGAGACGAUGAUGGAAUAUGCAUUUGAAGAAGGAGAUUGACUACAUCCAUCUUCACCCUCUUUCCCCCUCCCUCCUUCUUCACCCAUUCCUGUCCAGCUAUCCAUAAAAAGAGAAGUUGUGUGUACGGAAGACGGGCAAGUUAUAUGGUCCGUGUGUGUCUUGUAUUUGGCGAGUCAUUUCGUAUUAGAGAGAUGAAAAGAAGCCAAUGGAAAAAAAAAAAAAAGGAAAGAGGUUUGUGGCCCGGUUCUCUUUUCUUUUCUUUUUUUUUGUUGGUCAUGUUUUAUUACAACUGCAGAGAGAGAGAGAGUUGGAACGGGAGCUUAAGGAUGAGCAUCAGCAGCCUCUUGCCUUAUUCACGAGUCGCGGGAUUUCUCUGAAAGCUUCCCGUACCAUUUCUCCGUGCUGCUGUCCUCUUCAGACUUGACCGAACGAAAAAGAGAGAGAGAGAGAGAGAGGGGGGCGGGUUCCUACUGUCUGUUGGUCUAUACUUCUGGUGCAGACGGAUAUGUAUAUAGUGGGUUGUGGGGGGGCUUCUGUAUUGCUGUACACACACACACACAGAAGUUGACUGAUCGAUUUUUCUUUCCACACAAGCCGUUUCAUAAAAAUUGUGUGGACGUCCUGCCUCCACGAGUCGCUUG
Daphnia carinata is the source of this 4619-nucleotide messenger RNA. Its product is annotated as DNA-binding protein RFX2-like. The coding region runs from base 315 to 2849 and encodes 844 amino acids. The record is from RefSeq and is a predicted model, not a curated record. The transcript is spliced from 17 exons. Lineage: Eukaryota; Metazoa; Arthropoda; Branchiopoda; Diplostraca; Daphniidae. Gene Ontology annotation, biological process: regulation of transcription by RNA polymerase II. Gene Ontology annotation, molecular function: RNA polymerase II cis-regulatory region sequence-specific DNA binding; DNA-binding transcription factor activity, RNA polymerase II-specific.